CUCCGACAAACAAUAACAAUAUUGUGAAGUUGCACUUUUGUCUUUCCUCAUCCUCUUUGCGUUCUGCCUUUUACUUAGGCGCCGGGUAGACUUGUCGGACUUGCGCACAUGUCUUUCCUCGCGAACCGCCAAGAGUCUUUGCUAGCUGUUAACACUGCUAUCGAUGGGUUCCUCACCACUGUGUUUGGAGAUGACUUUCAGUCUCGAUUAUCUUCUAAAGAAACUGGUAGCCAUUCGGAGAAUGUCUCGAUCACACCUAUCGCUGUUGAUAUUUCUGGGGAGCUUCUCGCACUGGACUUGAAGCCUGCUCAAGUUCAAGCCUUGCUCAUGGAGUUCAAUCGCUCUUUGGCCCUUCUCACAAAGCACUGGGAGAACGUGCAGACGCCUCGUCCGAGCACACUGGAUUUACAGCAUAUGUAUAGUCAAACAAUUCAGGGCCUAUAUGAAGCAGAAGUCCAAGAUCUUCAGCUUGAUUUUCUUUCCCAGAUCAAGGAUCGUAUUGAGGGGCGACAUUGCGAAGACUUGGGGUCCAAUCACCCCGAAGAAAUCAUCAGUCAUCCUUGCGACCCCCCAGAGAGUGCUUGCUCGCAGUCUGAUUCAAGUUGUUUGGAUGAGGGUGAGUCGGAACCCGAGGAAUCUUCGGCUGAGCUUGAACGAUAUUAUAUGAUUCUGGAGCGCCUCUUCGCUUCUGGGAUCCAGCAUCCUACGCGUGAGCUCAAGGCUGUGAUGAGCGCUGAAUGGGGUGUGUCCCAACGAUCGGUCGCCGUUUGGUUCCAAAACCGUCGCGACCGCAAGGAUGACGAUAUAAUUGCUGAAAUCGAUUUCACGACCCGACUAAAUUUAGGAAUUGAGGCCGAGGAUGAGUGGAGCGAUGAAGGAGAGGUGCCUUGGGAUACUCUAGAGGAUUUCGAUGAUGAUGACGUCCCCGAUCUUCCUCUUAUCGAAUCGGGGGCCGCCCCCUACCGCGUUCCUUCACUCUCACAUUCAGUUGCGACCGAGUCGGAAUCGAGUUCAUCACGUUUACCAUCUCCGGGUUACAAGAUUGAAUUCCCAUCUCCCCGCUCAAAAUCUCCCGAAAUCCGUCCAACCACUCCCGAGGCCUUGUCGCAAACCUCACUAUGUUCCAUAUCAGCGUCCCCUUUCACUUUCGCCGCGCCUGCUCAGCAGGCCCAGAAUUCAUUCUUAUAUGUGGCUCGUGAAUGCCCUCCUUUGUUCCAUACGGACUCGGGCAUGCCAUCACAGACGGUGAACAUUGAUCGAAACUGGCUUCGAAGUACUUCGCAGCACCAUCCAAGCCAGCCUCAGAUUGGCCAACCACGCCGAACUUUGGGGCCUUCCUCAGCCCCCCGCAUCUCUGUUGCUGCCCAACCAUCAACACCACCCUUCACUCCACCCCUUCGAUUCACUUCUCUACACUCUCCACCAGCGUUCCCUUCGUUAUCUUCAGAAGUCCGAUCGACCUCCCGCCCUUCCUUCUCCACAUCUUCCCGUGCCUCUACACCAGCUCUUUCGACGACUUCCACAAGCGAGGCAUCUGUCCCGGUUGCCACUCCGACAACUCAUGCGUUCGUAAGCUCAUUUAGUCCCCCAGUCCAGAGCUGCUCUCCAUCUCGCUUUUUCACUGACGUUGAGAUUGACGAAGAGACUGGGGAUCCGACGAUUCCUGUGUUCGAUUUCGAUUUCGGCCCUCCCCACCCUAUUCAGUCCUACGGCACGUAUCGAGACAUUCAUCUGAAAUUUGAAACUUCUGGCUUUGAAUCAAUCGGAGCGGAGGCCAAACGCAAUACAUCUGUCGCUGUCGAGGGUCAGACUUGUAGACCCAUUGAGGUCACGGAGGGAGGACCGUCGAAGGCGUUGCUGGCUCCUGAAUGUGAUACAAAUUCGGUGUCAGACGCGGAGAAUAAUGAAUCCGAAGUUGGCCGUAUUAUAUUUUUCCCGUCAGCCCAAGGUUUGUCGGAGGAAGAGGGAGGUUCAGUUAUCUUGAAACAUCCCAAUCUGAACAGGCCUCCUGCCUCGUUCGAAGAUGCCGUUCAAUUGCACUUCUUGGCAACAGCAGCGGCCCUUGUAGACGAUCGCGAAGUGCGAAGAGAUGCCGAGGUUAUUGAUAUUGUUGCAGAAGCGUUGUCAGACUCAAACUCUAAGACAAGCCCUGUUUUGGUCGCGAAUGAGCCAGUGAUGGAUGCUUUGUUGCCGAUGCCAAAAACCGCCAAAGUGGAAGAUUCCAGCGCUGCGACGGUGGCCGUUCCGGAGCAUAUCGCUCUCCCCCCGAGCCCAUGCAUACCGUCUUCAUAUCCUUCAUGCGCUAUCGUGAGACCCGAGAGUGACUCAGCGAAUUUCAUUGGCUCCUCUUCAACCCUAGUCUCUUCGCGGACUUUAGGAGGAGACACCGAAUCACUAUCUGCGGAGAGCCCAACCACCCCACCCCAUAGAUUCGAUACUUGUCACUCUAAUGAUCCAGCGGAUAUCCCGCUACCUCCUUCGCCUUCGCCGCUCACACCGGCUCUCACUGCACCCGACAGCUUUGUCGGCAGUUCCGGAUCUCCCCCGUGUUCUUCAGUAGACUUCACCUCAGAUGCGAGCAGUCCCUCUUGUCCCCCUUCCCCCCACGAGAUUGGUGAUCCGCUUCCUGAAGUUGCCUCGGCAAAGUCGGUUAUAGUUUUCCCCUCCACUAGCGACUCACUAAGCUCCAAAUUUGAGAUCUCGUAUCCUCUUUCCCUUGAAGAGCCGCCUUUGCUUGACCUGUCUUGGGGAUCCGAUCUUGACUCAUGCCUUAACAGGGCACGCGAAGUCUCCCCAUUUGAGGAAUUUAUGCCCGCAUCUCUUAUUUUUCAACCACCGCCCCCCAAGCAUGACCCGGAAGUCCAAUGUCUAUUGGAUUCCGUCCUCAAGAAUUGGACCAACGUUGGUCUGGGGCCUCUCUUGAUUUCACAACCUCAUUUUCAGUCCUCAUAAUCUGGUGGAUUUUAAUCCUCAAUGGCACCCAUUGCCCUUGCAUGUCAUCAUUUUGCUUUACAUCUCAUUCUCCUGGCUGGCUGUAGUCAUGUACCACCUCCACAUUUACUUUGCUUUUACCUCAUAUUUCGGCCAUUCCUUAUUUCGUUAUUUUCAGCCCGUGCCUGCUGUGUUUACAUUAACACCCCUAAUUGAUUUAGAAAGUCAUGGUUGGGAUUUCAUUAUUUUCCGCUGG
Cantharellus anzutake is the source of this 3187-nucleotide messenger RNA. RefSeq lists its product as uncharacterized. NCBI's taxonomy places the organism in Eukaryota, Fungi, Basidiomycota, Agaricomycetes, Cantharellales, Hydnaceae. The record is from RefSeq and is a predicted model, not a curated record. The transcript has 3 exons. Bases 109 to 2952 code for a protein of 947 amino acids. Gene Ontology annotation, molecular function: DNA binding.